AUGACCGAACAACCUCUUACUACAAAUGCUUUGCCAUCACGACUUCAACGAAAUGGAAGAAAUAGCAUUAAUUCCAAAACUUUUACAAGUCAACUUACCGAAGAGAAUUUAAAGCUUCACACCACAUUGGGACCAUCAGCAAGAGAAACAAAAACGCAUUUAGUAUUGGUAUAUGUGGACCUUCAAAAACAGUUGGUAGCCCUUGAAACACAAAUGCGGAUGGAAACAAAAGCUGCUCAGGAAAAAUUUGCUUUAUCUCUACCUAAAGAUACUCCAUCUGUUAUACCAGAAGUCAUACAUAUACCGAUAAAUAAACCUACUUCUACUCCAUUAUCAUCUCCACCUCCCAUUGAAGACAAUGAUUUAUCAGAAUCCUGCAAUAUUUAUUCUGCAUCUGCACCAACAUCACCAACAUCACCAACACUAAAAUCGCUAAUAAAAAACAUGAAAGGUUCACAUCGCAUAAAAUCAUUAUUUAAAAAUACAUCGAAGCCAAUAAAUGAUUUGACUGAUAAUAAAGCUGAAAUUUCUCCUAUCAGGACUUCUUUCUCAUCAUAUUUUGAGAGAGAUAACACAUCUCUCAAAGUGGAACCAUCUUCACCUCCAUCACUUUCACAAUCAUCUCAAAGAUCAAAAUCUUUAAGAAGAUCUAAAACAACUUUAAAAAGAAUUUUCAUUUCAAAACCUACUUGUAACAGAGCGAAUAGCGCUGAUACUAUGAAUACGAUGAAUACGUUAACACACAAUAAUUUUACCUCACCUCCCCAUAAUAUCAAUGCAUUUAGUCCUACACUACAUUCCCCUUCUACUCCUUCCACACCAAUGUCUCCUAAUUGUUCUACUCACUUGAAUAAUGAAAUUAAAUUAGACUCAAAAUCUGCAAUUAAUAAUGAAAGAUGUGAAAAUAUACAAGAGAAUCGUGACAGUGGAAUUGCUUUGGUUUCCCCAGGUGGUAGAUCAAAUCAUUCACGAGAACAUUCUUUUUCAACUCUAUUACGUAAGAUUGAUCCAUUUAACAACUUUCAAAAAGAUGGUGAACGGAAGGAUAAAACUAAGGGUCCGAUUUAUUCUACAAUUGUUAAAUCUAAGGAAUAUGAGCAACAGCAAGAAUUAUUGGCUUUUCGUUAUCCAAGUUUAAAAAACAUUAAAUACUCCAAUAUUAAUAAUAUCUUUGACGGAAUAUUUGAUCGAAAUAAUUGUCUUGGAAAUGAAGAUUUAUGUAUGAUUGAAGAUUCCGUAGUAAAACAAAAAUGCAAAGUUAAGUUCAAUACAGAUGAUAUGCAGGCAUCAUCAUUGGAUGAAGGCAAAAAGACUUGUUCACUAGAAAAUUCAGCUGUGACUCUUGUUUCCAGGGAUAUCAUGUUAACUACUUCUGAGUUACAUAACAAAUAA
Messenger RNA from Dentiscutata erythropus, 1392 nucleotides. The record is from the annotation of a GenBank genome assembly. NCBI's taxonomy places the organism in Eukaryota, Fungi, Glomeromycota, Glomeromycetes, Diversisporales, Gigasporaceae.